This is a messenger RNA of Balaenoptera musculus (blue whale), 950 nucleotides long. RefSeq names its product 60S ribosomal protein L8-like. Gene Ontology annotation, molecular function: RNA binding; structural constituent of ribosome. The transcript has a single exon. Bases 139 to 837 code for a protein of 232 amino acids. Lineage: Eukaryota; Metazoa; Chordata; Mammalia; Artiodactyla; Balaenopteridae. Gene Ontology annotation, cellular component: cytosolic large ribosomal subunit; ribosome. Gene Ontology annotation, biological process: cytoplasmic translation. The record is from RefSeq and is a predicted model, not a curated record.
CGUGUACUUAACUUUAAUAUAAAGUUGUUUUUUUUUAAGUGGCCCUGAUUUUUAAAAAAUUAAAAGCACGUAUAACAGGAAUUCCUAUAUUAACAUGGGACGUGCUCUUUCGGCCGCGCUCCUCAGCAGACUGCUGCCAUGGGCCGCGGGAUCCGUGGGCAGAGGAAGGGCGCCGGCUCCAUGUUCCGCGUGCACGUGAAGCACCGAAAGGACACCGCGUCUCUGUGCGCCAGGGACUUUGCCGAGCAACACGGCUACAUCAAGGGUAUCGUGAAGGACAUCAUUCACGACCCGGGCUGCAGCGCGCCCCUUGCCAAGGUGGUCUUCCGGGAUCCAUACCGUUUUAAGAAGCGGACAGAGAUGUUCAUCACCACCAAGGGCAUCCACACCGGCCAGUUCGUGUACUGUGGCAAGCAGGCCCAGCUCAGCAUCGGCAAUGUGCUCCCGGUGGGUACCGUACCUGGGGGCACCAUCGUGUGUUGUCUGGAGGAGAAGCCUGGUGACUGGGGCAAGCUGGCCAGAGCCUCUGGGAACUAUGUGACUGUCAUCUCCCACAACCCUGAGACAAAGAAGACCAGAGUGAAGCUGCCCUUGGGCUCCAAGAAGGUCAUCUCCUCCGCCAACAGAGCUGUGGCCGGUGUGGUGGCUGGAGGUGGCCACGUUGACAAGCCCAUUCUGAAGGCCAGCCGUGCCUACCACAAGUAUAAGGCAAAGAGGAAUUGCUGGCCAUGCGUGCGGGGUGUGGCCAUGAACCCUGUUGAGCAUCCCUUCGGAGGUGGCAACCACCACCACAUCGGCAAACCCUCUACCAUCUUCAGAGAUGCCUCUGCUGGCUAGAAAGUGGGUCUCAUUGUUGCCCGCCGGACUGGGUGUCUCCGGGGAACCAAGACUGUGCAGGAGAAAGAGAAUUAGGGCUGGGGGCUCAAUAAUGUUUGUCUUUUACACAAAAA